UUUGCUGCCGACUUUGCCGAGUGCUGAGUUUUGGCGGCAAGAGUGAUCGAAAACAGAGCAAGUGUUACUACAUGCAAAAUGGAGAAGAAAGAUUCUCUGCGGAAUUUGUUUCAAGAGUUAGGCUGUAAAGUCGAAAGUGAUGCCAUUCUCGAUAAAUGUUUCGAACUUUGUGAGUCUUACAAUGUGGAUGUGGAGAAGCUUACAGAAUUGUGGCUUACUUUUUGCGUUAAUAAUAACAAUGACAUUGAUCCUACUCUUGAUGCUCUCGUCAACAUGGAAAAUGUAGUCUUAAAGAAGGAUUAUAAAUUACAUAAUUUAAUCAUGGAAAAUAAUACGAAUAAAAAACAAAGUACAAUGGAUAAACAAGGAUUUAGUGCAAAUAGAGAUAUUGAAAAUGAUGAUAUGCUUAGCAUGUAUGGCUGUGCCGAACCUAGACUACCAAAGCGUGCGCGAAGUCCAGAGAUUAAUACGGAUGCUCGAACGGAUAAAACGGAAGUUGCAGAGUGUUCGAUUCCACCAGACAGUUACAUCGAAAACUUUACACCAAAUCAGCGUAAUGCGACGGACAAAGGAAAGAUCCUGCUCUCCAUUGGCGAGACUGUCGCGUCGUGGAAGAAGACAGGAGAUUAUGAAGUCGAAGUCACAAAGUCCGACGAAUCGCAUGUUCCCAGCGACGCAAAGUAUAUGUACGAGAUCCUGUCGAAACAAGGACAUCUUUUCACGUUAGUGUGUCGGAGUCUAGGCAGUAGGCUAUUCAAGAUGUGGUCGGCAGAGACGACGAUGACCGAUAACGUCGCUGCAGAACUACGUUAUGUGAAGAACGUACGAAGUAUAAAUCAGACGUACUUUCGAACAUUCGGUCGCAUCAACGCGAAGAAGGAAGCGGCGAACUUGGUGAUGUUGGAAGGUUGCACGAGACGAAGGGGCGCUUCGAUGGCUGAUUCGAUCGAGCUGGACUUUCGCAAUCUGAAACAGUACUCUGUAUUCUCCGGGCAGAUUGUAGCGGUCGAAGCCACUAAUCCGGUAGGCGACGCAUUAUAUGUGAAGGAGAUAUUCGCGAAGGCGUACGCACCAUCCGCACCCGCACCUAGACUCGAAUCAAAGAUUAACGUCUUUGUCGCGGCGGGACCGUUUACCGCGCUUAAUAACACGUUUUACCAGCCGUUAUGGGAUUUGAUGGAGAAAGUUGCAUCGGAUGAACCGCAAGUUUUGAUACUCGUCGGACCUUUCCUCGAAUAUACGCACUCCGAAGUACAAAAUAAUCUCAUUAAGGAUACACAUCAGGAAUUCUUCGAGAAAAUUCUUACGAGGAUAAUGGAAUCGACGAGGAAGAAUACACAAGUCGUGUUGGUAGCUUCUAAUCGCGAUGCACAUCACGAACCUAUAUUUCCAACUCCUCAAUAUGCUAUUUUUAACAAAAAGUUGCAAAAUUAUCCGAAUUUAAAAUUGAUGCCAGAUCCUUGUAUAUUGGAUGUUGCCGGCUUGAAGAUCGGAGUUACAUCAGUUGAUGUAAUCAAGCAUAUCGGGAAAGAAGAGAUAUCAAAUAUAACAGGUGACAGACUCGGUCGUCUGGCUGAUCAUGUGCUCGCUCAAACGUGUUUCUAUCCCGUGUACCCUCCGCCCGAGGAUUUGAACGUGGACACGGAUUUAUGGGAAAAGUAUGCAUUUUUCGAUCAGCAACCGCACGUGUUAAUUUUACCAUCCGAUAUGCGAUCUUAUUGCAAAGUGAUCAACGAAUGCGUGACUCUGAAUCCGGAACGCAUGCACAAACACGCUUAUGCCAAAUUGAGUGUGAAACCGACCCUUGGCGAUAAAUGGAAUUCCAAUAAUAUCUCGUGCGAGAUCGUCAAAGUUUGAUAGCUUUAAGACAAUGUGUAUGUAAUAAUCAGUUGAAUAUUUUUAUAUUUAUAUAAUAUCGAAAAUAUGUUUAUGAGUUACUAUAAUAUAAUCUUUUUUUUU
Cataglyphis hispanica is the source of this 1959-nucleotide messenger RNA. It is a transcript of the gene DNApol-alpha73, whose product is annotated as DNA polymerase alpha subunit B. Gene Ontology annotation, cellular component: alpha DNA polymerase:primase complex. Gene Ontology annotation, biological process: DNA replication initiation; DNA replication. Gene Ontology annotation, molecular function: DNA binding. Bases 79 to 1857 code for a protein of 592 amino acids. The transcript is spliced from 7 exons. NCBI's taxonomy places the organism in Eukaryota, Metazoa, Arthropoda, Insecta, Hymenoptera, Formicidae. The record is from RefSeq and is a predicted model, not a curated record.